AUGCGCAGCCAGUCGAGCAGCCUCACCACCCACACCUGGGCCGCCACCUCCUCCUCCAUCUCCGCCUGGCAGGGCUGCGCUCAGUCCUUGGCCCUGUGGGGGCGGCUCCUUUUCUCCGCUGGUGGGAGGCUCCUGGGCGGCAGGUGGCUUGCCUGCCUGGGGUGUCCAAUGCUGUCCCCCGCUCCGGCACCGGCUCCAGCAGCUGUUCGCCGGGGCGGCCACAUUGGGCCUUGGCGUCGAAGUGCUGCAACAGCUGCUGCACAGAGGGCGAGAGGCUCCACCAGGCCCAGCUGGUCGCCAUGGAGGCGCCACCGAAGGAAGCUGCACAUCCGGGAAGAAGACAGGAAGCUACCUGCUGACAUGUACCAGAAGAAACUUGGUCAAAAUUCAGGGAAAAUUGAAAACUUGCCUUCCUCUCAGAACUUUAAGAACCAGAACUUUACUGAACUGAGAGACUACUGCCUGGAUCGUGGCUUACUCUUUGAAGAUUCUACAUUCCCUGCACAAAUCAGCUCAAUUGGCCCUAAAGUGCUCUCAGAAGAUAGACUGCACCAAAUAGAGUGGUUAAGACCAAUUGUUAAACAGAAGAACCCCUUUUUAAUUGUGGACGGUGUGAGCAGAUUUGAUAUUUGUCAAGGGCAAGUAGGUGACUGCUGGGUUCUAGCAGCUCUGGGAUCUGUGACCCGACAGCAGCGCUUCCUAGAUCGUAUCAUUCCAAAAGAUCAAGGAUUCAAACACGAUUAUGCCGGAAUUUUUCAUUUUCAGUUCUGGCAAUUUGGAAAUUGGGUGGAUGUGGUGAUAGACGACCGCCUGCCAUUUCUCAAUGGGCAAUAUGUAUUUGUCCGUCCCAGCGACCGAAAUGAAUUCUGGCCACCACUGCUUGAAAAGGCCUAUGCCAAGCUGCGUGGUUCCUACUCCAAUCUGCACUGGGGCUACCUUUCAGAGGCUUUAGUGGACUUCACUGGUGGAGUCCAGCUGGAUUUCAACCUUCAAAGGCCCCAGAUGUUUCUAUAUGAGAUGCUGAAAACAGCUGCUAUGUCAGGCUCUGUUAUGGGAUGCACUACUCCUGGAGCCAAUUCUCCUACUAACGUGGUGUUGAAGAAUGGAAUUGUCCAAGGUCAUGCUUACACCAUCGUAUGGGCCACAGAGGUUCCCUACAGGAAUGAAAAGAAAUACAUAAUCAGACUUUGGAAUCCUUAUGGUGACACAGAAUGGAAAGGCGCUUGGAGCGAUGGCUCAGUGGAGUGGGAUUACGUCCCAAAAUCAUACAAGGAAAAACUCUAUGAGAAUAGGCUGGACGGUGAAUUCUGGAUAUCAUAUGAAGACUUCAAAGACAAUUUUUCAACAGUAUUUGUUUGUAAUGAUGUACCAACAUUCCUGGAUUUUGGAGAAUCGUUUAGCACCACUUGGUCUGUGGAUAGGCACUUCAACCGUUGGGCUCAGGAACUCUCUCUAGGAGGUGACCUUUCCAGAAACCCCCAGUAUUACAUCCAGGUACAAGAACCAGAGAUGUGGAAUGACAAUGUUGUGGUGGCACUGUCACAAAACAGUGCAAAUUAUGGAGGCAUUGGUUUUUGGAUCGUCAAGGUUGAACCAGAGGGCAGAACUGUGCUAAACCGGACAGGCCUUAUGAGAACACGAGAUGUCUCCAAACAGUUUAAGUUGAUUCCUGGGACCUAUAUCAUUAUUCCAACCAUGUCACCUGAAGACCCUGAGUCUGAGUUCCUUCUGCGGAUAUUUCUCAAGAAACAGAAUCAGAACACUCUCAGAGGGAAAUAUGCUGAGCCCAGCCCAGUGAUGACAAAGGAUGCAUCUAUGUGGAAUCAAGACAACUCCUAUGAAACCAUCUUCCUUAGAUACGCUAAUCAGAGCUCCCAGCUGAAUGCCUUCCAACUGCAAAGGAUCCUGAAUGAAGUAGUCCUGAAAGAUCUAAUGGCCAGUCUGGGGAACAGAGAUGGAUUCAGCUUCGAUUCAAGCAAGAGCCUUUUAGCUCUGAUGGAUACCAAUGCUAAUGGAAGCCUUACACUGGAUGAGUUUGGAAGACUUUGGAGAGAUCUCAACAGGUAUAAGGACAUCUUUAGACAAGAAAAUGAAAGAAACUCUGGAUUCCUCGAUGUCUCUGAUUUGAAAAGAGUAAUAGAGGGGACAGGGCUGUUGGUGGAUCACAAGCUCCUCAGAUUGAUGAUUGUGAGAUAUGGUGAUCCUUCCAUGAGGCUAUACUUUCCUGAUUUUGCAUGCUGUAUGAUUCGUCUUGAGACCAUGGCAAAGGUCUUUCACAAUUUACGUGGAGAUGGGAGGAAAAUCUCUUUCACUGAAGAUCAG
This is a messenger RNA of Pogona vitticeps (central bearded dragon), 2322 nucleotides long. Lineage: Eukaryota; Metazoa; Chordata; Lepidosauria; Squamata; Agamidae. The record is from RefSeq and is a predicted model, not a curated record.